This is a messenger RNA of Malurus melanocephalus (red-backed fairy wren), 2690 nucleotides long. It is a transcript of the gene C2CD4C, whose product is annotated as C2 calcium dependent domain containing 4C. NCBI's taxonomy places the organism in Eukaryota, Metazoa, Chordata, Aves, Passeriformes, Maluridae. The record is from RefSeq and is a predicted model, not a curated record. The transcript has a single exon. Bases 390 to 1646 code for a protein of 418 amino acids.
CUCCGCUCCAGGUGCGGCGGCGGCUCCCGGCAACGUCCCGCUCGCGGCGGCGCCGGUCGGUCGGUCCGUCGGUCCAGGCGUCGCGUCGCGUCUGUCCCGUCCCAUCGCGUCGCUCGGCGCCGCCGGGUCGCCGUUCCCCGGGGUCCCCGAUUCUCUCUCCCCGCGGCCGGUUCCUUCGCGCUCCUCCCCGGGCUGGCGGGUCCCCGUGUCCCUCGGCGCGGCCAGCUCCCUCCCCUCUUUGUCCCGUCCCCCCGGCCUGCCCGGUCGGGGUCUCUCGGUGCCGCUGGUCGCUCCCGGGGUUUUUCGYUUCGUCCUGCCUCUGCCGGUGCCCKGUCCCCGGGGAUAGCGUUUCCUCUCGGGUCUCUUCCAGCCCCGCACCCGGCAGCAACAUGUGGCUCCUGGAGCGGCUGCGCGGGGUGGCGGAGAACGGCGGGUCCCGCGGCUCGGGGACRGACGAGUCCUCGCGGGGGUCCCGCUACAGCAACGUCCUCACCCCCGACAAAAUCCCCGACUUUUUUAUCCCGCCCAAGCUGAGCGCGGCUCCCGCCGAGGCUGAGGGCUCCGAGGUCCCCGCAGCGGCCGCUCUGGGUGCCUCAGUGUCAGAGCAGGACCUGGCCGGGCGCAAACCCCCGCGCAGCCCCCGGCCGUCCAGCCGCUCCCGCUCCCGGACCAGGGGGCGGCACAUCAUCCAGAUCGAGACCGCCGAGGACUGGACSGAGGACAGCUGCGGCACCAACGCGGACCCGCAGGCACAGACGGCCAUGUCGCUGCCCUACGUGCCCAAGGCGCAGACCUCCUACGGCUUCGCCACGCUGAUGGAGAGCCCUCACACGCGGCGCAAAGAGUCCCUGUUCCACAGCGAGCACAGCAGCCUCUGCCCCUCRCCCGUCACCUCGCCCAGCGCCCAGCGCAAAGCCAAGCUCAACGGCGAGAGCGGCCGCCGGACACCCGCCGACCUCGGCGCGGCUCUCAUGCACCCCGGCCGCUACUUCAGCGGCGGAGAGAGCGACACGUGCUCCUCCGCCGAGUCCUCGCCCUUCGGCUCCCCGCUGCUCUCCCGCUCCGUGUCCCUGCUGAAGCUCUUCAGCCAGGAGAGCCAGUCCAAGGUCAUCAAGCUGAAGCACUCGGUGGCCCGCAACAGCUCGCUGUCCACCGACGACAGCUCGGCUGACACCAGCCCCAGCGCCCAGCGCCGCGCCAGGAGCGCUCCGGCCGGGACUCAGCCUGCCACCGCCGUGCUGCCCCUGGACCUGCCCGCGGGCCGGGACCGGGAGCACAGCCUGCGGCUGAGCCGGGGCGGGAGCCUGCGCCUGGCCGCYGAGUACGACCCCUCCAACGCCCGGCUGCGGGUGCGCCUCGUGUCCGCCGAGGAUCUCUACGACGCCCUCGUCGACCUGCGCAGCAUCAACUGCUGCGUCUCGCUGUGCCUCAACCCCGGCAAGCUGCAGAAGCAGCGCAGCACCAUCGUCAAGAACAGCCGCAACCCUGUCUUCAACGAGGACUUCUUCUUCGACGGGCUGGGCCCCGGGCACGCCAGGAAGAUGUCCCUGAAGCUCAAGGUGGUCAAUAAGGGCAGCAGCCUUAAGAGGGACACGCUGCUGGGGGAGAAGGAGCUGCCACUCACCGCCCUCCUGUCCUGCCUGUAGGUACCUGCUGCCAGCCCCAGAGAGAGCCCGCCCACCUAUGGGGCCGGGGCUGGGCAGGGAGGCCGGUUCUGUCCCCCAGCUCCGCUGGAGGAGGGUUUGGAAGGGCCCUCUGAGGAGGGCCGGGCUCUGGGCACAGCGUGGGGGUCCCCAGGAAUGGUGCUGGUGUGGGGCUCUGCCAGCACCAGCGGGCAGUCACAGCCUCUGCCCCUGCUCCCUCCCUGCUCCUGCCCCGGGGCUGCAUCUCCUGGAGCYCAGCAGGAAGUGGGGAACCUCCAGGUCAUUCCCCAGCAGGAAGGACGGAAGCACCUGUGGGACUCUUCCCUCCCUGUGCCUGCGGUCUCCAGCUGCCGCCUUGCAGGUUGGAGGUGGGUAAAUCUCUGUAGCACUCUUAGGGCCACCUCUCAAAGCCCCAGCUCUUGCAGUCAGGUGACAGAAUCGAUCUCAGUUUAAUGGAGAAGUUAGAAGUUUCUAGAAGACAAGUUUCUAGUUUUGGAAACUACAAAGAAAAYACUGCAGAGGUGACCCGAGAGCGGGCAAGGGCGGUCACCCUGGGGGAUGAGUCAGGUUUGUGGCUUUUGAGCCUUUCCUGGACUCCUCCCAGCCCUGCGGGGCUGCUCAGGUGCAGAGUCUGACACCUGCAGCCUCCCGAGCCACCCUCCCUGCCCACCCCAGUGUCCCCCACUGCUGACCCCCAGUGGGAACCUGCUCACGGAGCUUUGGGGGCUCUGSUUUCCCCAAAUCCAGGAGGCUGCCUGUGCCUUUUUCCUGCCCACAGGAGGGAGAUCCCGGGGCUGGCACCCCUUGCCCUGGCAGGAGUUGUCCCAGGCAGUGUCCCAGCAGAUGUCUCAGCUUGCUAACAAAAGCUGAGGUGACAGGAGCAGCCCUCCCUGAGUGCUGGGGCUGUCCCAGGGGAGGCUGAGGCUGAAGCUCCACAAACCUUCCGCCCUCCCUUGCCUGGGAGAGUUCACCAAGCUCCUGCGCCCAGCGGGAUCUACCUUCCCAAAGUGAAGCGAGCGAGGUGCUCCCAACCCUUCCCAUCCCAUC